AACGAUCCAUGCGGUGCUAGUCGGAGGGAGGAGAAGUGACACCAACACCACCAGAGGGGGCCACCUCCAGCGAGGAGGUCCACGAUGCCCUCCCGAGCUGGAGGCUGGGGAUGUCUGGAGCGAGGGGGGGGACCACACCGCCAAGGAGCUCCCCCCCCCUGCCCCUCGCAUCUCCUCGCCCUGGUGGUGCUGGUGUCGCCUUCCGUUCUUCCUGCAAAGCUUCAGUGAGGCGUGUCCCUCUACAGGAGGACUAUUCAAACAUAGCCCAAACAUCCGGAGACGAUUUUUUGAGGAUGUUUGACUACUUGGCGGCAUGUUUGGUGCAUUUGUUGUUUGUCGUUUAAAACCCGCCUGUGUGGGAGGGCAGGCGCGACCCGAUACGAAGCCGUCACGACACGGACCUGCCGCGGCACGAUGGCCGUGCCGAGCGCAGAGUGCGGGCCUUCGGGGAGCGCGGCGCCUCUGCUCGGCGCCAGCCCGUGGCCCGCGCCUUUUCGGCGGGGCGGGCUCCUCGCCGUGGCCGCCCCUCCUGCUCGCCGCCGGCCAUCGGGCACUAUAAGGUGGGGCAGACGUUGGGCGUGGGCACCUUCGGCAAGGUGAAGAUGGCAGACCACACGCUCACGGACCAGAAGGUGGCCAUCAAGAUCAUCAACAAGAAGAAGAUGAAGGACAUGAACAUGCACGAGAAGGUCCGUCGGGAGAUCAACAUCCUGCAGUUCCUGAAGCACCCGCACGUCAUCAGGCUAUACGAGCUUAUUGACACCCCGAGCGAUAUCUUCAUGGUCAUGGAGUACGUCCCGGGAGGCGAGUUGUUUGAUCACAUCGUGCACAAGCUGAGGGUCAGAGAGGAGGAAGCGAGACGAUUCUUCCAGCAGAUCCUCUCUGGCGUGGAGUAUUGCCACCAGUGCAUGGUGACACAUCGAGACUUGAAGCCGGAGAACUUGCUUCUCGACUCGAAUCUUCACGUCAAGAUUGCAGAUUUUGGCUUGUCCAACAUGAUGCGGGACGGCGAGUUCCUGAAGACGUCCUGCGGGUCGCCGAACUACGCCUCGCCGGAGGUGGUCUCCGGCAAGGCCUACGUCGGGCCGGAGGUGGACGUGUGGUCGUGCGGCGUUGUUCUCUACGCGCUGCUCUGCGGCAUGCUGCCAUUCGACGACGAGAAUGUUCCCAACCUCUUCAGGAAGAUAAAGCACGGGAAUUUCACCCUCCCGGGGCACCUGACCAGCGAGGCCAAAGACCUCAUCGUGACGAUGUUGGUCGUGGACCCGACGAGACGAAUCACGUUCUCCCAGAUCAGGAAGCACAGCUGGUUUCGCAAGGACCUCCCGGAGUAUCUUGCGGGCCCGCUGCGGAACCCGCACUCGGAGAAGGAGAUAUACGACCAGGGGGUGGUGCAGCAGCUGAUGGACAUCGGCGCCCCCGCCUCGGCCGGCCG
Molecule: messenger RNA, 1435 nt
Organism: Prorocentrum cordatum
Lineage: Eukaryota; Dinophyceae; Prorocentrales; Prorocentraceae
Source: the annotation of a GenBank genome assembly